Messenger RNA from Anguilla anguilla (European eel), 1912 nucleotides. Its product is annotated as gamma-aminobutyric acid receptor subunit pi-like. The coding region runs from base 34 to 1572 and encodes 512 amino acids. Gene Ontology annotation, cellular component: neuron projection; membrane; GABA-A receptor complex. NCBI's taxonomy places the organism in Eukaryota, Metazoa, Chordata, Actinopteri, Anguilliformes, Anguillidae. Gene Ontology annotation, biological process: chemical synaptic transmission; signal transduction; regulation of membrane potential. The transcript has 10 exons. The record is from RefSeq and is a predicted model, not a curated record. Gene Ontology annotation, molecular function: neurotransmitter receptor activity; extracellular ligand-gated monoatomic ion channel activity; GABA-A receptor activity.
CGGACACAACCAGUUGUUUUUGCUGGCGAAUGGAUGCACACCAGUGGAAUUUGUGACCACUUCUUCACAAGCGUUUCAUUACCCCGGAAAACAUAUCAGCGUGGAUUCGUUUAUCACUGGACAGCUGUGGCUAGAUACUUACACCUGCAUUUUGCGCAGCUAGACUUUGUAAGGAAAUGCAUACUGCGACACACCUCUACGUAUAAACACCAAGAAAGACGGAGAACCAUGCGUGUGUGUAACCCCAGAGGAGCCCUGUUUCAGCUCAUCAUCCUCAGCAGGAUGAUGGAGGACUCCUUGCUCCGUGCUGAAGUGAAGGAGGGAGAUGUCCUGCCCCCCACAAUUCACAAGCUAAUGAAAGGAUAUAAUAAAUACCUCCGGCCAUUCUUUGACAAUGGCCCUGUUACAGUUGGAAUGAGUCUGGAUAUUGCCAGCAUUGACACCAUAUCAGAGAUAAACAUGGACUACACUGCCACUAUUUUUCUGAGGCAGCGCUGGACAGAUGAACGUUUGUGCUUCAAUGGGAAUAAGAGCCUGAGUCUGGAUGGCCGGCUGGUGGAGCUGCUCUGGGUUCCAGAUACUUUCAUCGUCGAUUCAAAGAAAUCCUUCCUCCAUGACAUUACUGUGGAGAACAGAUUGAUCCGGAUCUUUCCAAAUGGGACAGUUCUGUAUGCCCUCAGAAUUACCACAACAGUGGCUUGCAACAUGGAUCUGACAAAAUAUCCCAUGGACAAACAGAUGUGCACCCUGCAACUGGAGAGCUGGGGAUAUAAUGUUAAUGAUGUAAUGUUUUAUUGGACAAGAGGAAAUGAGUCCGUCAGUGGUCUGGACACACUACAGCUGGCACAAUACACCUUGGAGGACUACUACACAUCUGAAUCGGAAGCAGUCUAUGAGACAGGUCACUACCCCAGACUGAUCUUCCACUUUGAGCUGAAGAGAAGCAUCCUCUACUUCAUCCUGGAGACGUAUGUCCCAUCCAGCCUGCUGGUGGUGCUGUCCUGGGUGUCCUUCUGGAUAAGUCAGUCUUCCGUCCCUGCCCGAAUCUGCAUAGGUGUGACCACAGUGCUAACCAUGACUACUCUGAUGAUGGGUGCCCGUACAUCUCUCCCCAAUGCCAACUGCUUCAUCAAGGCCAUUGAUGUCUACCUGGGAAUUUGUUUCAGUUUCAUCUUUGGCGCUCUGAUUGAAUACGCUGUUGCCCACUUCUGCACCCUACACCAGCCUAACAAAGCUAAUGCACUGAUGUACGGACAGGAGAUGCAGGAACGGGAGGAUGAGAUGAAUGGGAUCGUCACAGCCAUCAGCAGCAGCACCCUCCAAGUCAGGAAGCAGCAGGAAGUGCUGGCCAGCAGGAGGAGCCCCUCUGAGAGCGAGCAGCUGGCAGCGAGGCCGCCAGAGCCGCAGGGCCCCUGCUAUAAAGCCCUGACCGUCCUGCAGAGGGUGCUCUGCUUCCUCAACUGUUGCCGGGUGGAGAAUCCACACUAUAUUGAUAACUACUCCCGCCUCUCUUUCCCUCUGUCCUUUAUCUUCAUUAACUUCCUCUACUGGACAUAUUAUCUGUAUCUUUAAGACUUUAACAGUCUGUGUGUGUGUGUGUGUGUGUGUGUGUGUUUCUGUGCUUGAUGUAGAUGAGUAUGGGUGUGAAAGAUAUGUUGCUAAUGGGCAUACGUUUGAAGCCAAAAGUUAACACACACCUAGGCUAAAGACAUUCAAACUCAAUUUUUCACAACUCCGUACAUUUCAUGUUACCAUACCCUAAUUGACUUAACAUAGGAAAAGUAUCUACUUUAUUUCCAUAGUAUUUCCAUAAGUUCCAUAGUUCAAAAUAAUAGCUAAGAGACUGAUUUAUUUCAGCUUUUAUGUACUAUAUCAGAUUUUCAGUGGGUCAAAAGUUCACAUAUACGCUAGU